Messenger RNA from Blepharisma stoltei, 3874 nucleotides. The record is from the annotation of a GenBank genome assembly. NCBI's taxonomy places the organism in Eukaryota, Ciliophora, Heterotrichea, Heterotrichida, Blepharismidae.
AUGGACGAGAUAAAUGAAGGCAAUACCCUUUUGAAAAAUUUUCAAAUUACAUUUUUUACUUUUGACUGCGGGGUUACAGUUUACGAUGCAAAAUUCGCUUAUAAUUGUUUUAAUAAUGAUAUAGACAAAUUAGGGCUUGGCCAUAUCUCGUCCUUUAGCUCUAGUAUGACGAUUGGAGCUCUACAAACAUUUAAAAAGCUAAAUGUGACUUUUCCUGUAGUCGGAUGCUCAACUACAGAGCCUUCCCUUAACCUUACCUCAGUUUAUCCUAUGUUUACAAGGGUCUGAUUUACUGCUUCUUAUGGGACUUCUUAUCUUUCUGUGUUAAUUAAAGCUAUGGGAUGAAAAAAAGUUGCGAUUUUAUACCAAAAUAAUUCUUGGGCGAUCGCCAAAUCGUGGCACUUAAACCCAGCUAUUGAAAAACAAGGGCUAGAAGUAGUAAAUCCUGAAAACACACGCUGGAUGCCUACAGGUCUUGAUAGAGAAAGUAUAAGGAAUUAUACAGAUUUGGCUCAAGGAAUUAUUGAUUCACAAGCAAGAUUGUUGAUAUUAAACAUGGAGUCUCCAAUGUGCAAUUAUUUUUUAGAAAUGCUAUACGACUUAGGAAUAAGACGAGGAGAUUUAGUAAUAAUUGCGACAUAUUUAGAUAUGCUAACAAUUAUAGGAAAUAUACCCUGAGCACGGUUUUAGAUCGACCUGAGAACCCCCCCUCCCCUCCCCCCAUUCCUUGAUGGUUUCAGCUUUAUUAAAAUCUUUAAAUUGAAUUUGACUUGCCAUUUUUGAAUUAAAAUUUCGUUCAAACUGAAACCGUCAGGGGGAACGAGGGGAGGGGGAGUUUCAGGUCGAGCCAUACCUUUUCUGAAGGUAUACUGAUGAUUAUACAUAUAAAAGGCUUGAAGUCGGGAUUCCUACAAUAAGGCUAACUCUGCAAACUUGGGUUGGUAAAAUUGGACAAAAAGUAAAAGAAAAUGUGAUAGCAAUUCAUAAACAAACACCGACUGGCUAUGUGUGCUCAUAUUAUGAUGGAACUUAUCAAAUUGCCUAUGCUUUAGAUUAUAUGAUUAAUAGAGGUCAAGACUUCACUGACCCUUAUAAGCUAGAAUCUUCAAUAAGAAUUCAGAAAUUCCAAGGAUGCACAGGAAGUAUUACAACAGAUGCAGACAGUAACGACCGCAUUGCAGAUGCGUGGUCUAUAGAGAGCAAUUUGUUAGAUAGCACUGGAAAUAUUGAUACUAAAAUUUUAUAUUAAUAAUAGUGGCAUUGGUUAAUAUCCGACCACUCAACCUCCUCUGCGAUAUAUUAUUUUAGGUUUAAGUUUUUCACAUGGAUCUUUAAUUCCAAUGCAAAUGUGGAUACUCAUAGAAAUAAUUUGGUGGAUUAAGGAAGGGAAGAGUAAUAUGGUUUUCAGUGCUUGAUAAUCUUGUGACUCUUAGGUGGAACAUAUGAUUGAUUCAGGUUUGGGCGAGGCUAAAACGCGGCUUGGACAAUUCCUAGUCCUUUUGGUGGUGUCUUCUGAAAUCCUUUCAAGACAAGAUGGCUGCUAAUGCCACUAGUUUUGGGUAAAUAUAUGCAUGCUAAAUUAUUCUGCUGUAGGAAAACGCAUUAAGAUCUAAAUAACUAGCAGUAGCUACUAAAGUUGUAGGACUAUUAAAGCCUUUUUCCUCAAAUAUUUUGACUAUUUCAGAUCCUAUUGUUUAUUCUGACGGAACUACUACUAGCUCCCCUCUUUAAAGUGGAACAAAAUAUAGGUAAAUCCAUUUUUAUUUGCCUUAACCCCUUAAAUUGGAGCAAUUUUGUUUUAAUAGAAAAAAUUUAUAAUAUUUUAUAAAUUAGUUUAAUGAAAAAGGUGCUGCCAGAAUAUUAUUUAAAUUUUUUAAAUUAAUUCUUUAUAAAAUACUUUGAGAAAUAUUUAAUAUAAAUGUUUUUUAAAAAAAUUAAUUCACUUUAAAUUGUAAUAGAUUUUUUGUUUCAAUUUAAAGGAUUGGAGUAAGCCAAGUGAUUUAAGAAAUCAAAAUAAUAAAUGUCCAUUUUCUAGCAAAUUAUACCUAUUUAUAAAGAAUAGAAAUUAUUAUUUAUUUACGAUAGCGAAAUACUGUCAAUUCUAAAGAGAAUAGUUAAAACAUUUGAUAAAGGACGAGGGCUUUUAUUUGGGAUCUGUUUUUUUGUUGCUUUAGUUACUUUUGUAAUCACAAUUUUUAUAUGAAAAAAAUGGUGGAAUAUGUCACUUGAUGAGCUUAAACAAAAAGAAGAACUUUCUAUACAAGACGCAAUAGUGGGGACAUCAAUAGUGGUCGAAUUUUUCCAAUAUGCAGCUAUGGGGCCAAAUUUUUCAAUUUUAAGCUCAAUUAUUGCGAAAUUUUCUUAUAUUUUUUCACUGGAUUUAGGAGAUUUUAUAAAGUUAGAAAAUGGAAUUUUUUGGAUUAUAGUAGAAAUGGUGUUUGGUGGAAUUCUUUUAUGGACAAUUCUGUGCGGAGUUGUUUUAUUUAGACUUGACGAAAAGUGGAAAUAUAUUACAAUUUUUAAGUUUUUAUCAUGGCUUGCUGACUAUCUUAUGCCAAUUCUAGGGAAUUUGUGCUUUGUUCCUUUUAUAAUCAAAAAAUGGCGUCAUUCGAAUUUUCUGGUUCCCGACCGAAAAUUCUCUUCCUCAAUUUUUUGAUUAUGAGGUUUGGCUUUCCCCAGCGAAUUUAUCCCAACGACGACAGGGCCUGUGGUGUGCGACGCAGGACUCCUGUCCCUUAGGGAACCGAAUUUUCUGGAAGGAUGCCACCAACCCCAGGCGGUGGAGACUGGGACCUUUAAGGUGCCUGAUGGACCCAAGUUGAUUUUGCCUGAAAGCCGGAAGGACGGCAGUCGAAAUCCGAACGCCGAAGCCGAUGGGACCAUUCAGCCUUGAAGCCAGGUGGUGCACGACAUUUUGGUGAGCGGGGAAACCCAGAAGCAGGACGGAUACCCGUGCAGGGAAUGUGGUAUUGGACGUUAAGCGUGUAUUAAUAAUUAAGUAAGUAAGUGCUUUAUUCCUUUUAUUUCAAUAUGCCUUGACGUGUUUUUGUGUGACCAAUCAAUAGGUGAUAAAUUUACAGAUAGCUUUUUGGCAAGAGAUUGCUAUUAUUUUUGUUGGAAAGGGGAGCAUUUAGUGCAUGCGGUAUUUUCAUUUUUAGCGUUAUUUCUAUAUGUACCUUCAGCUAUUUUUUGUAGGCCUCUUUGACAAGAAUUACAGUCAAUGCUCCAUGUAAAAUCAAGUCCAGUGUAUUUAAUGGUAAAAACUAUUUUUCAGAUUGCGAUGAUUGUUAUGAAUAAAACAAUAAAAAGGUCUCAGGACAUUGCUCAUGGUUGUUUAUUUAUAGCCUAGAACUCUUUAUUAUGGGCUUUUAUGAUUUAUUUUUAAGUAAAAAUAGAUCUUUGUUUCCUCAGUUUACUUAAUUUGCCAAGAAGAUAUAAUUUUAAGCAAACUUAACCUACAAAAGGAUCUAUAAAGCCAUUUUUACCAAAAAUUAUAAUCAAGGUCUCGCUAUAAAAAUGAUUUAUCUUUAUAGCCGUUUUGGCUAUUUAUACAAUUUUUACAUUUAAAUUCAAGCCUUAUAACUAUGCAAGAUUCAGCUGGUGGCAAGGAUUAAUCUUAAUUGGAGUGACAUGGCUAGCUUUUAUUUCUACAAUUGCUAUAGUGAUAAAUCGCGAUUUAAGUGUAUUGCUUGCCAUUUUAAUAUUUGGAUGGUGUAUUAUUGGAAUUUCAGGACUGUACAUUCAAAAGAAAAAAUAUCCUAGUUUAUUAUUCAGAAAAAGUGCUAAAGAUACAUCAACCUUAUUCAAAUUUGCGUUUAAUUUCAGAAAGACUUCAACCUUUUCGAAAGGAAAAAUCGCUCCAGAUGGACAUUAA